Lactuca virosa is the source of this 642-nucleotide messenger RNA. NCBI's taxonomy places the organism in Eukaryota, Viridiplantae, Streptophyta, Magnoliopsida, Asterales, Asteraceae. The record is from the annotation of a GenBank genome assembly.
AUGCAGCUAAACUUAAGCAGAAAUUACUGGAAACACUACUUCUAUUCGAGACUAAUUCUCAUAACUGACUUCUUCCUCUUAUCCUUGUUAGUCCAAGAAUCUUACAGGCUUAUGGAUCACACGUUUGGGCCUGGUUGGCUGUGUUGCUGGACUGAUAUGAGCUGGACUCGUAUCAGUAUCUCUGUUCCAAUUUCCACCGUCUUCCUUUUAUCAUCUUCAUCAGGUCGAUGGUUCUUCUACUUCAUGCAGCCGUCUGGCUGCACGACCGCGACCGUGCCUCCAUUUGAUCGUGUUAUUCUUUCCAGCCUUCUGAUCCUCUUCUCCUUCUUUCUACUGAAACCCAUCGCCGGUGCUAACGACGACUGCUUGGUGGCCUCCUGCGGCGCCCACCAACCAGAAAUACGUUUCCCGUUCCAUAUCCUCGGCCGGCAACCCACCCGCUGCGGAUUCCCCGGUUUCAACCUCUCAUGUGACGAACAAAACCAAACAAUCAUCCGACUUCCGUCAUCCCGCUCAUACAUCGUCAAUAGAAUUUCCUACGUUUCACAGGUGAUCUACAUAGAUCCGGAAUAUCUCCUGUUUCCAAAUCUGAGUCUCCGAAUUCAUCUGCAUGAACAUCAACUAUCUCUGAUUCCAAGUUGA